Molecule: messenger RNA, 588 nt
Organism: Thyridium curvatum
Lineage: Eukaryota; Fungi; Ascomycota; Sordariomycetes; Thyridiales; Thyridiaceae
Exons: 1
Coding region: 1-588 (195 amino acids)
Source: RefSeq, a predicted model, not a curated record
AUGGACAGCAAUACUGCGGUCAGAGAAUUCGAACAUUCUUCCGACCAGAAGCUGGGGGCAACUUACAUGAUCGACUCCUUCGUGACCGGCAAGCAAGAACUUUUUGGCCUGGGGGAGCGAUUCACAAUUGGGCGAAGGAGAGGAGAGCACAAUCUCUACAAUCCGAGACCAGACAGGAAAGACCUGCUCCCAAUAGCAGAUGUCUGCUAUAUUGCUCUACGACAGGGAGCAUAUGCAACAAACCAACCAAUUAUCACAACAAAUCCAAUAAUCCGCGAUAGAGUCUGCGGGUCAGCUCUUGUACGAUGCGAGAAGCCAAAGGGAAAGGGCCCAGGAAACAGUGAUAUUUCAAUGACAGGCUCUGUCUCAGCUAUGAUGCAUUUUGCGGAUCUACAGUCCCUGCAUGCAGAUAAUGCUCUGGGGUUUCUCUGCUAUGCUGACUCUGUCGAUGCGCUUAUCGAUGCCGGCUGGACGGUCGUGAAGGAAGCUGAUUUUGCCAUUAUCAAGGAGGAUUUGGAUAGCGUGGAGGUUAAGGAGAAAGCUGAUGGAGACUCUGGCUCGCCUUCUAAGAAACAAAGACGAGUGUAA